AUGACACCGCGAGUAUCAGUUGAGACUUCUUCGAUCAAAAUCUGCCCACCUCCCCCCAAUCUCUCCCCCCGCCCCCCCUUUCCUCCCCUCCGCCCCCUCUUCCCCCCCCUCCAUCCCCCCACCCACUUCCCCCACCUCCUCCUUCCCCUCUCCCUCUCUAUCCCUCCCUUGUACCACCUGUACGUGAGCUACGCCUGCCCCUGGGCGUCGCGGUGCCUCAUGGCGCUCAAGCUGAAAGGACUCGACGACGCCAUCUCUGUGACUGUGCUGAACCCAACGUGGGUGCGAACGCGCGAGGGGGAGGAGCCUUUCGGAUGGGCGUUUCCGUCCGCGGAGGGGGACGCUGAGGAGCCGGGGGCGCAACCUGAUCCGAUUUUUGGUGCUCGCUUCGUCCGCGACAUAUACGAGAAAAUAGAUCCUUCAUACAAGACCUUUUCUGUGCCGAUUCUGUUUGACAAGAAAUCUGGCACGAUAGUGAACAACGAGAGCGCAGAGAUCAUGAGAAUGCUCAACUCCGAAUUCAACGCCGUCGCUGCCAACCCCCACGUGGACCUCUAUCCUGCGGCCAUGCGGGGGGCUAUCGAUGGGGUGAACGAGUGGGUUGGGCCGGCCAUCAACAGCGGCGUGUUCAAAUGUGGAUUUGCCAAGGAGCAAGCAGCUUAUGAUGCGGCCGUAGCAACCCUCUUCUCUGCUCUGGAUCGCUGUGAAGACAUCCUUUCAAAGCAGCGCUACCUGGCAGGGGACGCGGUCACAGAGGCAGACAUCCGGCUGUUUGUGGAUCUGAUUCGAUUUGAUGAG
Molecule: messenger RNA, 798 nt
Organism: Closterium sp. Naga37s-1
Lineage: Eukaryota; Viridiplantae; Streptophyta; Zygnematophyceae; Desmidiales; Closteriaceae
Source: the annotation of a GenBank genome assembly